CGUACCUGUUUUAGUAUCAGCAAAUUUCACGCGAACAUGCCUCCCAUUCCAGGAGAACACUGGAAAUUCUACUAUAUUUUAAUUUGUUUCUUUGCCUUCAACUCGCUUCAAAUGUCAUUGUUUUUUGUUUUGUCAGAAGGGGUUCUAUCUUCUUGUAACCCCCCGGUUCGAAAAAGCGCGUUCCAGCCCUUCGAUCGUUUUUUGAUUCAACCCCCCCUUCCUUGCAACAUUGGCUGGAAGCAACGCGACAGAGCUGACUAAGGAUCCUGCGCAGUUGGACAAAAUGAUUCAUUCCAAGAAUGGGCCACGUGAUUGCAUUGCAGAAUACUUUUCCUGCAACCCACAGCAGCUGUCAAUUUUGAAUUAUCAUACUUGAUUAGACGGGGUUACUGAAGAUUCGUUCCAUAGGAUAUCUCAUGCGCUAUAAUUCCCUGUAAGGUAUGAUAAUACUGUAGCUGGAUAUAUGAAAACCUUGUAAGCGCAACUUUAUUUUAUUAGGGGGGAAUAUAGAAGCAAACCACAAUCAUCUCCAGACUAGAAACAAAUAGCUGCAUCCCUUUUUUACCUCAAAAGAGUUUAGCAUCAUCCCUUUUUAUCAUUCACGGUCAUGUUACACAGUCUUCUGUCGCAAUCAAUUCCCGCCGAGGUCAUGUUAAAGUCUUUUAAUACAGUUGUAGCCUAGCCAAAUCAUCUCACAAAAGGAA
This is a messenger RNA of Tuber melanosporum (Perigord truffle), 704 nucleotides long. RefSeq lists its product as uncharacterized. The transcript has a single exon. The coding region runs from base 37 to 261 and encodes 74 amino acids. NCBI's taxonomy places the organism in Eukaryota, Fungi, Ascomycota, Pezizomycetes, Pezizales, Tuberaceae. The record is from RefSeq and is a predicted model, not a curated record.